Messenger RNA from Trichoplax adhaerens, 2436 nucleotides. RefSeq lists its product as uncharacterized. Lineage: Eukaryota; Metazoa; Placozoa; Uniplacotomia; Trichoplacea; Trichoplacidae. The coding region runs from base 1 to 2436 and encodes 811 amino acids. The record is from RefSeq and is a predicted model, not a curated record. The transcript is spliced from 33 exons. Gene Ontology annotation, molecular function: protein binding; guanyl-nucleotide exchange factor activity.
AUGAAAUCAAUUGAAAAAGAAGGAAAACGCCGCUUGGUUAAAGCGAAACAUGAUUACAGUGCUGAUAGCAAUAGUGAUUUAUCCUUUAAGAAGGGAGAUUAUAUUGAAAUUAUAGAGCAACCUGAUAGAGAUUGGUGGAAGGGUAAAUUACGUGAUAAGGAUGGCUAUGGAUGGUUUCCAGCUAAUCAUGUUACUGAGGUUAAAGUGAGUAACGUCAGAUCGUCUACAUUGCCCAGACAAAAUACUUCUGGCCAAUAUUAUGGUAUUGUUGUCCGAGAUAUCGUAAAACAAGAAGAGGAAUUUAUUGAAAAAUUACGGGACAUUUACCAGUAUUAUUUUAUACCUUUUAAAAAAGAAGAAGUGCUACCGGUUGGUGAUUCUGAAACCGUUUGCGGUAAAUUUGAAUCAUUAAUUAAAAUACAUGAGGGAUUUUUGAAAAGAUUGAAGGAUGAAACAGCGCGCAGCAAUAACGAGCAAUCUAUUGGUAGCUGCUUUCUCAAUUAUUUGCGUCAGUUCGAAGCUUUUUACCGAUUUUACUUUAUCAACUUCGCGGUCGCUUCGGUAUUAGUACGACGGAAUAGGAUUAAGUUAGAUGCUUUUAUAGAAAAUAAGCGAUUACCAACGCAUCAAGGCAUAACCUUUGCUACCUGCAUAGAAAUGCCUUUGAAGCAUUUUGAGGCGUAUCUAAAAGCACUGGGAGGACUCUUAGAAAACAUUAGGGAUGGACAUCCAUGCAAAGCAGCAUUGAGGGAUGCGUUAGUAGUAUUUUCCGAAUUGUUUAAUCUUUGUACAAAAUUGCGAAAAGCUAAAGAAACUGAAAUUGAUAUUGUCACUAAAAAAUUGAUAGGUUUUGAAGGAAAAUAUUUAGCGCACACCUACGGAAAAGCAAUUUACAUAUGCACUGUAUGGAUUAAAGCCGCCGAGGCUAAGGAACGCUAUUUAUUGAUAUUCGAUAAAGUGAUUGUGCUCGUUAGUGCGGGUUCUGGAUUUCAAGGAUACUGUUUGGAGGGUACGUUUAGUAUAACCCCAGAUCUUGGGAUUACUGUAGUAAAUGAUGUGAUUAAGCUUGAUGAAAAUAGCGAUGGCUAUAAAUGUGCUAUUGAAAUCAGAGAUAAUAAAAGCUACGAGACAUAUAUCCUUGAUGUUAAAGAUUUUGAACAGAUACUGAGAAUCUUACAAAAGAAACUUAACGACGCUUCUAAUGAAAACUUGCUUAGAAGAAAGUCUGCAAGCCUAAAUUUUAUAGCAAAGCAACAACCUGAAGAACUUGGUGUAUCCGCAGUUCUAGGUGAUAAACCAGUACUUCCAGAUCAUAAAGAAAAGCGCAGGACAGUCGGGCAGUACUACAAGUCGUUGGUGAUGGAUUUGCUCUCGAAUGAAAAGGUUUACGUUCAGGAAUUAAAGAAUAUUUUAUCGCAGUGUUUACUACCGUUAAAGUCUGAAAGGAGCCUCCAUGAAAAUGAUCAAUCUAUUGGUAGUUUUUUGUUGGAAAAUCGUAAAGAGUUGGAGGAAAAUUAUAAAAGUUACUUUAGUUGUCAUCCCGUUGCAGCUUCAACAAUUAUUCAGAAUAAGGAAGCUUUGGAUGCGUUAUUAGAAAAGAUGCAGUUACCAAAAAUGGAGACGUCCUCAAAUGUGACCUCUUGCAUUAGCAUUCCUUUACGUCAUUUAGAAGCGUACCCAAAUAAACUCAGAGAGCUACUAAAUAGUGUAGAAGAUCAUCAUCCAGGACGAAAUAAAUUACUCGAAGCAUUUGAAUUGCUAUCUGAUAUUAAUAAAUCAUGCGCUAUAGUAAGGAAGAAUAAAGAAAUUGAAACAGACAUUAUUACAGGGAAGCUCGAGGGCUUUCCGGAUGAAAACCUCAAGGGUAGAUACGGCUUACCAAUGUUCAUGUGCAAGACACAAAUGAAUGAUCCUGAGGCCAGCGACCGUUACGUAUUGGUUUUUGAUACGGCUGUUGCACUUGUAGGUGUAGUUGAAAAAUUAAGUGGAUACUAUUGUCGGGGUGAUAUUCCGAUAUCGGCAAAUUUUAAAGUAAAUACUAAGUUACGUAAUUCAGGAAAUAAAUCUUACACAAGCAUCGAAAUAGAAGAUAAAACUGUGUCUUAUUCCUUUGACUUGGAAAUAAACGAUGCGAAAAAUUUGUUAUCUCUUCUUAAUCGCUUGACUUAUUUAUCUAUUGAUGAUGAUAUAAAAGGUAGAGAAGAGGUAAUCGAUCAGGCUAUCGAUUCAAAUGGUAGUGCAGUUAAGUGGAAUGUUAAGAUGCUACGACCUAGCCGACUGGCCAAGACUUCGGUAGAAUUACUAGUAAAAGAGGAAAACAUUAACGAUUCUAGAAAGUUUUUGCCUUCAUCUCGCAAGAAGCAGGGUACCUAUGAUGCAAUGAUUAACAUGAGCGUUUUAUUUAACAAUUUUAUGAUACAUUUAGCUUAUACAUAA